UUUUUUUUUAUAAAUAUUUUUGGCCUCAGUCUUCACUUGCUGUAAGAAAAAAACCCUCAAUUCUUCCUUUAUAAAGGAACCCAAGAAAAUGUAUUUGCAAAUUCUUUUUCUUCUUCUUCUUCGCCAUUAAACCUCACUCCCUCCUUCUUCUUCUUCACUCUCUGCAGCAAUGUCAAUGCCAUUGUACCUACAGCCACCGCCGGCGACGGAGCACUCCUCCUCCUCCUCUGCCGUACCCUCCGGAAGCUCCGUUGGACCCUUAGUAGCCGUCCUUGUCGUCGUCGCCGUCCUCUGUGUCAUCGCCGGAUUCGUCGGACGUAUCUGCUCCGGAAAAACCGUUAUGGGUUUCGGAGAGUACGACAUGGAGAGAUGGGCGGAGAGCAGAUGCUCUUCUUGCAUAGACGGCCACAUUCCUCCGCCGCCUCCACCGCCGCCGGAGCCGCAGCAGCGAAACUUACACGGCGACUCUGAGCCGGCGGUUCCUGGACAGGACACGGCUGAGACCGGUGACAGAUAGCAGCCUCAAGAACAUCAUCCCACCUCCGUCGUGUUCUUCAUCUUCCUCAGAACAAUGAAGAAGAAGAUCUGAAUUCAUUUUCACUCCGCCUGAGAAUGUGUCGUAAAUCGGAAGUUUAGUGGGCCAAAUGGUCAAACAUUUUUUCGAAAAAGGGUGUUUUGAUUCGUUGUCUUUUUGAAAUGCUAAUCAUUUUCUUGUUUCUUUUUA
Messenger RNA from Tarenaya hassleriana, 724 nucleotides. RefSeq lists its product as uncharacterized. The transcript has a single exon. NCBI's taxonomy places the organism in Eukaryota, Viridiplantae, Streptophyta, Magnoliopsida, Brassicales, Cleomaceae. The record is from RefSeq and is a predicted model, not a curated record. The coding region runs from base 170 to 517 and encodes 115 amino acids.